AUGGAUGGGGAGGAUGCUUCUUCGCCUGGCAGCUUAAGCUCGCCUCCGCACUCGCCCGACCAGGGCAACACACCGAGUACCAACGUCCGCGCAUCUGCAGGUGGUGUUGGUGUUGGAGCCGCAAGCGCUAGCACCCCCACCCCUGCCACUGGAUCGCCAGCGCCACGAGGCUUGACAGCAUCUGGUCAACCACGUAAGAAGCCCGGCCCGAAGCCCAAGCCCAGAGAUGCAACCCUCCCAGACUCUAUAGAGAAAAAGGUUAGGAAACCCAGGAAGCCUGCAGAGCCCAAAGAUCCCAAUGCAGCCCCCGUCCAGCGUAAGAGGAGGACCAAGGCUUCGCUCGAGGCACAAGCAGCAGUAGCACCAUCACCACCACCACCACCACCACCACCACAACAACAACAACAACAACAACAACAACAACAACAGCAACAACAGCACCAACAACAGCACCAGCAACAGCUCGAACAUGUCAAGCCGCCGGUGCAGCAGUCGCCUACACCACAGCCGCAAUCAAGACCCAACGAGCCAGUCUCCAUGCUCAAGUCCGAGCCGCCACCGCCCACCGUCAACCAAACCUCGCACGUCUUGAGCAACCCUGAGCCGGCAAUUCAUAGCAACCCCAACUUGUUCCACAUCAAUGCUGCACCCUCAACACCCCGUCCUUCGAGCUCGGGCCAACGAUAUGACCCUAUUCGAGGUGGAAUCAUCGAGUCAAAGCCCCAGGCACCUGCAAACGUAGCACCCCCACCGGUUUCCCCCCCGCUAAACCGGGCGAGUGCGUCACCUUCGAUUACGAGUCUGAUUGACCCUCCCUCGGCGACCAACUCAUUCUACACGCCUCCCGUGAAGCUUCAACAACAGUCGUCCAUUACCUCUGCACCUGCCUCGCCUGCUGGUUUCUCGACGCGUCCUGGGUCGAUCCUUCCGUUACAGGAUAUCCCACCUCACCCUCAACAGCACGUCUCUCCACAACUUCACCUGCCCUCGCAGCCUCAAAAUCACCACCCACAGCAGUAUGCUAGCAUGCUAGAGACAACACCCAUGGAAAUCGAUCCUGAUCCAAGCAAACCCAUGUCGGUGCCCAUGACCAAGUCGAGCUCGGCCCACUCCGGCACACCCACCCACUCAAACGCGCCUACGCCACCUGCAAAACCGGUUCGGCAGAAAGAGGCCCCACCACCACUACCCAGUGGCAGCGGCCUCUUGUCCGGGACCGCAUUUGGCCCUAUGGCGAGUGGAAAGGAAACAUCGGAGAAUCAAGGCACCAACAUCUACCUCACGUUUGUCUUGAAGGGCCGCGAAAAUGUCACCAUCAACUUUGCUCAAGAAGUCGAGAAGAAGUACGGGUUCGCCGCUUUGCAUCCCCGAAUUGCAGCGCGCCGUGAGCGUCAACGCCAAAUCACAGCGGCCGGUGCGGCUUUGGAAAAAACGGCGGGUGGCGGAUCCAACGAUGACAUGUCAUUGGACUUGUCGGAGAAUGAGAGCAACGUGGAGAUGGGUGGCAUGGAUGAUGAGACUUCGGCCCGUGAGAACGGCGGGAAGAAGCGGCGGAAGAGAAAGCAAGAGGACUAUGACAAGGAGGAUGAUUUCAUCGACGAUACUGAGCUUGCCUGGGAGCAACAGGCGCUCAUGGCCAAGGAUGGCUUUUUCGUCUACAGUGGCCCUCUUGUCACCGAAGAGAAGCCCACUGUGGAAAGAGCCGAUGGUACUGUUAGACGCGGACGAGGUCGCGGUCGCGGUGGUGCAGUGCGCGGCGAAACCACAGGACGAGGCCGUGGACGUGGCGGCGGUCCGGGAUCUCGUGGUGGCACCACAGUUCGGAAACCUCGCGUCACUAAGGCUGACCGUGCUAUGAUGGAGCAGGAGAAGCAACAACGCGAGAGCAUGGCCGCAAACAUUGCUUCGAAACAACCCGUGACAGCCUAUGCGGGCCCUCAGAAUGCCUCCUAG
Molecule: messenger RNA, 1953 nt
Organism: Plenodomus lingam JN3
Lineage: Eukaryota; Fungi; Ascomycota; Dothideomycetes; Pleosporales; Leptosphaeriaceae
Source: RefSeq, a predicted model, not a curated record